AAUCGUUAAAAGCUUUUAUAGAAAGGGUCACGCGACACUGCCUCUCGCCAUGUAUUAUUCGUGAAAAUUGCAAUAACAAAGAAAGUUUCUCAGAUAUACCCAUACCUGGAUUGUAUGUACCCAAAGAAGCUUAUUUAUCAGCAUACUGAACAAUUAAACAACGACUAAUUAUAUAUGAAGGCCUACACGUGUGUUUUUGUUUUUUAGUUCGGAGAACUUUGGCAGACUUUACAGCGAGAAUGAGCUUAGCAUAGGCUUGCCCUCUUAAGAACUCUGCAGAGCAAAUAUUUUAGAAAUAAAAGCCGAACAGUAAAUAGUUAGACAUGUCGGCCUCGAUAACGUUUUGUACGUAUGUGCAGAUGUGCAGAUGUGAUACAGUUUUCGACAGUGAAGAAAACUGCGUUGGAAAUCUUUCAAAUCAAGUUGCUGAGAAGCGAAUAUGAUUCUGAAUUUCAAGCUUCACUUUGAUCACGCUGCUUGACUUUAACACGUCAACAUGCUACAUGGGUUGAAAGACAUUGUGACGUCACGUUAAGCCCUGUGUCAGAUAACUACUCGCAACACCAUUAUCACAUGAUAUCGUCACUGUCUGCUUGAGAAAACUUCAAGAGGAACAGCGAUCGAUAAAAUUUGUUCGCGAGAAAAGUACAGGUCAGUGCGUGCGGAGAAAAGGAGAGGAGCUUCAUAUCGCGCGGAGACGCGCGGCCAUCACGACUCACCGGGGACUGUUCUGUUACAGGAAGUGAAUCCCAGCAAAAAAAAAAGGGAGUCUCUUUCAUGUCUUCUGCGGCACCUGGAAGGAGCUUUUCAAUUAGAGGAACUCAAGAAGAAAAAAAGAGCAGGGGGUAAAGAAAAAAUAGGUUUGAUGAAUCAACGGCAAAUCAGUGAAGCAAGUAGUAUUGAUUUUUGAGACACAUGAGUCGAGCCUUCUUUAUUCGCCUCCUCUUUGCAGACGACUGUUAAUCUUAGUAACAGAUUUGCAUUCGUUAAGUGUUGUUAUAUGGUGUUGUGGACAGAACAGUUCAUCGACGGUUGUAUAUAGAACCUCGAUUGAAGGAUAUUUUUAUUGAAUCUUAUACGAAAUAUGUUUGAAUAUUUCUUGUUGGAUUAAGUUUAAACGCUGAUGUACACUUUAUUAACUUAAUGAUUUGAUGUUUUGACAUCCGUCUUGUGUACGUCAGUGGAAACCCGAUGACAGUUCCUCGACCGAUUGAUGUGCUACAGCGAGCUUGAAGAUGCAAGUGCAUUUGGAUAUAUUUAUUGGAUGAAUAUAGAUUUUAUUUGAUUGCCAGUGUAUUUUCUGAUAUGGUUUUAACAAUGGGAGAUGAUUUUUAUCGACAACGAACAGCCACGAGCGGGCGACGGGUUCGGCGGGAAUCGGAUGCGAGGCGCGAUCUCGAACGCAUGCAUCUGAUGACGAUACGGCGAGAGAAGAUGAGAUUGCAAGAAGAGUUGGAUCGUGUACGCGUCAAAGGAGGAGGAAAAGCAGGAAUGAGCCAAGCAAGCAAAAAUGCCCAACUCCUGUCGAGUCGUUUCGUGACGACUGCCAACGAUAAAGGAGCGAGUCAGCGACGAACACGACUACGAAUAUCGACGGCGACAUCGCCACAGAGAGCGACAUCGCCGUAUGUUCUACGACGGAACACGACCAACACGAAGUUGGGCUCGAGUAUGAACCCAGAUAAGGAACUUCCUCAGAUCGGGUACAUGGCAACACCGUUGACAGGAGAGCUGGACUCCAGGAGGCUCAAGGAUGAAGUAAGAGACCCGAAAACGAAAAUUAACGAACUGAAGAAGAACGAGGGGCAACAGAAGAAACUUUUGUCGCUCAAAGUAGACAUGUUUACUCGAUCUCUUUCCCCAGUCUCUAUCGCAAGCGCUCGGUCACCGGGCCGAUCACCCGUUCAUAGCCCAACGUCAAAGCCCGAGGACAAACAUCCAACAAUGGAUGAUGUCGACGUUACGUCGUCUGACUAUGUAUUUAGUCCUAGAGCGACAUUUCCACCGGGGGCAAAGAAAAGGGGACAUUUCGACAUUUCGAACACUCGGCUAGUGCCCAUAGACGUCGAGGUGAAUGGCAUGGGUAGCGAUCACGGGCUAACUCAACGCGACGACGUUCUACCCACGAUAUCGAACACGCAGAUAGUCCCAACUCCACUACCAUCUCGACCAACUGUCAUCCGCCGACAGAGUCAAGUCGCCAUUUUGGAACGAAACGACCAAAAGAAGAACAAAUACGCCACUACUAAAGAUUCAAAAGAUUCCAGUAGGAACAACAACAGCAAGGGCGACGCCGCAAAGCUAUCCGUGGAAUCUGAACUAAACCUUGCCGUUCUCGGUCGCGACGCGAAACGUGUGAAGGAGAUCAUUGAAAACCCUGAUAUCGUGUUCGACCAGCAGAAGUACGCUCCCGAUGGUGCGUUGAGGACCGUUCACAUGUUGCCGCCUGCGGAUAACGCGUUUUCACAGGCCAGACAGGCAAGGUACCUGAGGUGGAGGGAUCCCAAUGAAACGAACAGAGAACGGGAAUUGACCGUUUCUGAAAUAUUCGCCAAAGGCACAAAUAGCUUCUAAUACAACAGUGAAUGGGGGGGGGGGGGCUGACGGUACCAUGUAGCUACGUCACUGAAUGUUGGAAAUAAACAAUCAUCCGAAAGGGAAGUUCUGCUGCAUUUUGUUGAAGUGCGGCCUUUUUGAGAAAACAUGACUAUGGGUAAAAAUGUAGCACAGCAUGUUUAGAGAUCUAGACAAGGUUGACACUUAUAUACGGUUUAAACGGCCAAAAGUGUUCAUCAAAAACAUUUCUCUUGGUCAACUUUACUUUUUGUUAUCGUAAAUAUAAGGCAAAUUCAACCGAAUUCAUCGGUGUCAAUUGUUUGAUGUCACUUUCGCCAAUACGUGUUAAUGAAAAAUACGCAUGUACAUUAUGUUCACCAGACGAAAUGUUACACCAUUCUGUAUCUUGACGGAAAUUGUUUUACUUGAUUGAACACCAGGGCAAGUAUUCAAUAAACUUUAAAGGUAAAGACCGGUAGUGGUAAAAUUGCAGUUCAAGGGUUUUGGGUGCAAAAUAUCCAUUCAAUAUUGUUUAAAUAUUGCCUUCAGAGGUUUAGAUGGCAAAUAUUCAACCUAAGUUCUCCAAAAAAAAGCAGAAAUAUA
Strongylocentrotus purpuratus (purple sea urchin) is the source of this 3159-nucleotide messenger RNA. RefSeq lists its product as uncharacterized. Lineage: Eukaryota; Metazoa; Echinodermata; Echinoidea; Camarodonta; Strongylocentrotidae. The coding region runs from base 1306 to 2574 and encodes 422 amino acids. The transcript has 2 exons. The record is from RefSeq and is a predicted model, not a curated record.